UAUAAUGUCAUUUUUCGCUUUAUUAAUAUUUUUGUUUUUAUCUCUGUCUACUCUCUCAUCUUGCUAUACUAUUUCUUUGUUUUUUAAAUUUUUCGAGAAGUUUUUCGAUUUUUUUCCGAAUUUUUCGGAGUUUUCUUUGAAAAUUUUGUUUGAUAUUUUUAUUUUAGCAUUUUAAAGCAAACAAAUUUUAAUAAAAUCAGCUAUCUAUUCAACAACAAAAUUAAAUAUAAUCAGCAAGCAAAGCAAAUUAACGCGUCUAACUAAAUAAUCGUUUAAUCACAAGGUUUAUUAUUUUUUAGCAGCAGCAAAAAAUAUUAAACUAACAACUAGACGAUAUUUUAUUUUUCUUCUCUUGUGUUUAAUAGUUCUGGUUUUUCACUUUGCCAGAGACAACUAUUCAAACAAACAACACAUUUAAUCUAUUUUAAAGAAUUUAUUUUGGCUAUUUUAUAUAGCAUCUAAAGCUUCUUAGUUUUUUGUUUCUUCUAUUUUAUUCAAUUUUAAUAAACGUGGCAUCAGCAAAGCUGAAGCUCGAAACUACAGAAGAAGAAGAAGAAUAUUUUUCUGAAUUGACUGGAAAGACUACUAAACAAAAGCACGAUAAAAUGCAAUCGAGAAUUGAAAUGAUCUGUGAGGAUGUGAAUCAAUUGUGUACUAAUUCGACGAUGUUGACCGCUCCAACUGCUCCAGAACCCAAAUUAACGCGAACAAUGAUAAUCUGUGAGGAUGUGAAUCGAAAUGAUAAAGAUGAUAAUAAUGAUGCGGAUAAUCCUCUGGCUGACCACAAUCUUUUACAAGAAGCGACACCACCAGAUGAUCAGGAGAUGUUAAAUAUGAAUGAGGAACACCACCAGUCUCUUUUCUGUGCACCUGCCUCCCCAGAACGAUCCCCGUCUGUUUUGGAACAAAAACCUCGAGUUUGGCGUCAACAGCUUGGAGUACCUCAACGAGGAUUUGGAUCAGGCAAUAGAGCAGAUUGGGAUUCAAGCAAUCGGCCAGUUCGUCUACCGCGACUUGUCCGUCGCGGAGUCGGCGGCCUCAAGUGGCGACAAACUUGUUGCGGAACAACAAACUCCACUACAACGUUUACUGGUCGACCGAAGUGUAUUUUUAAGUGCGACGCCUCCAAACCAAAGUCAUCUAUUUACCCCGAUAUGCCAUGCCUCAUGUGUUAUGAAAUGCGCGGAUAUUAUGGAUCAGGAGGAGGAGGAGGGGAUGAUGAAUAUUAUGGAGGAGGAGGAGAAUAUGGAAGGGAAUUUGAUGAGGUCUUUUUUUCUUGUUUCUCGAGUUUUUUCAAGCUUUUCUGCUCUCAACCACCUCGUCUCCUUCCAGCACCCGAAUGUGCCGACAUAUUCACCAGUCGUGGGUUCAUUGCUGCUCCUCAAAGUUUAAGAAGGCCAAGUCUAGAAAGUCAUCAAAAUUAUCAUCCUCAUCAAAGUUAUCAUCAAAAUUAUCAGCAUCAGCAGUUGGAGCAUGUUGCCACAACAUCAACAAGUGCCUCGGGCCAUGCCUCAAGUGGCGACUUCUUCAACUCUCACAAUUGUUAUUACAACAAUUACAACAACAACAACAGUUACAAUAAUGAGUGUUUUGAUGGUGAUGGUGGUGGAAAUUACUUUGAAAAUUGUUUUGAAAAUUGUUUUGAAAAUUAUUAUAAUCACAAUCAACAUUUAUCUUCUUCUUCGGAACAGUAUCAACAAAAUAUUAAUUCUUCUAAUUUUUUAAAUAAUUCUUUUAAUAAUUCUUUUAAUAAUAACCACAAUAAUCAACAACAACAACAACAAAAUUUUCCUUCAAAUAAUUAUUUAACGUCUUCCCCUCAACAAUAUUUGGCAUCAACAACUCCUUCAAAUCCUUCCUCUUCCUACUCUUCUCAAAAUAAUAAUAUAAAUAAUGAUUGGCAUUUUUGGAUUGAUGAUUUAAUUAAACAAGUACAAGAUGAAGUUGCUGCUGAAAAAAAGCUUUUUUGUAUGGAUAGACGUCCUUCUACUACUUUUAGUGAUAUUUCUGCUAAUGUUGGUUCUGUUCAGCAACAAAAUUUAUUUGAUGAUGAUGAAAAGGUGGUUAAUAAUAAUAAUAAUUGUGCUACUCGAUUUGAGGUUUUCUUAAAUUUUUUUAAGCUUUUCGGUCCCUUUCCUCUUCUCAUUCUACUAGAGCUGCGUCGAAACAGAAAAUCUUCGGAAAUCGAAAUUUCGACGUAGCUCUGCUUCCUGCUGUUAUGUCCUUUAUAAAAUUAGUUUAUGGUUGAUAUUCUUUCCUUCUUCUUUAGCCAUGACACUGGCCCCUUCUUUCACUAUACCUCUCACUAUUCCCAUCUUUCUGGCACGGGCCAACUAUUCCUUCAGGGAUAUGACUUGUUAUUUCUUUCCAAAUCACGGACUUGAACUUUUAUUAUUUUUCGAUUCAGCUUCCCAUUAU
This is a messenger RNA of Meloidogyne enterolobii, 2418 nucleotides long. The record is from the annotation of a GenBank genome assembly. Lineage: Eukaryota; Metazoa; Nematoda; Chromadorea; Rhabditida; Meloidogynidae.